CGCCGCCUCGCGGCCCCCGCGCUCAGCCUCCCCGGCGCCCCGACAAGUGGGGAUCCGCACGGAAAGUCGGCGGCGGAGCGGCGGACUGGGCAUGCUCAGAAGCCAGGGCUGGCUGGCUCUGGGCUCGAGUAGGAAGCGUCUGCACUCGGGAGGCGGCGGCGACUUUGGGGAAAGUUGACCGGAGCGGGGAGCGAGCCCCCGGGCGCGCGGCAGCGGCAGGAAGGCGGCCCGGCGGCCCGGCGGAGCAUGGGCACCCUGCGGGAUUUGCAGUACGCGCUCCAGGAGAAGAUCGAGGAGCUGAGGCAGCGGGAUGCGCUCAUCGACGAGCUGGAGCUGGAGUUGGACCAGAAGGACGAACUGAUCCAGAAGCUGCAGAACGAGCUGGACAAGUACCGCUCGGUGAUCCGGCCGGCCACCCAGCAGGCGCAGAAGCAGAGCGCCGGCACGCUGCAGGGCGAGCCGCGCACCAAGCGCCAGGCGAUCUCCGCCGAGCCCACCGCCUUCGACCUGCAGGACCUCAGCCACGUGACCCUGCCCUUCUACCCCAAGAGCCCACAGUCCAAGGAUCUCAUAAAGGAAGCUAUCCUUGACAAUGACUUUAUGAAGAACUUGGAGCUGUCGCAGAUCCAGGAGAUUGUGGAUUGUAUGUACCCAGUGGAAUAUGGCAAAGACAGCUGCAUCAUCAAAGAAGGAGACGUGGGGUCACUGGUGUAUGUCAUGGAAGAUGGUAAGGUGGAAGUCACCAAAGAAGGUGUGAAGCUGUGCACCAUGGGUCCAGGAAAGGUGUUCGGAGAGCUGGCAAUUCUUUACAACUGUACCCGGACAGCUACCGUCAAGACUCUUGUGAAUGUGAAACUCUGGGCCAUCGAUCGACAAUGUUUUCAAACAAUCAUGAUGAGGACAGGACUCAUCAAACACACCGAGUAUAUGGAAUUUUUAAAAAGUGUCCCAACGUUCCAGAGCCUUCCUGAAGAGAUCCUCAGUAAGCUUGCCGAUGUCCUUGAAGAGACCCACUAUGAGAAUGGGGAGUAUAUCAUCAGGCAAGGUGCCAGAGGGGACACGUUCUUUAUCAUCAGCAAAGGCACGGUAAAUGUCACUCGGGAAGACUCACCAAGUGAAGACCCGGUCUUUCUUAGAACUUUAGGGAAAGGAGACUGGUUUGGAGAGAAGGCCUUGCAAGGGGAGGAUGUGAGGACAGCCAACGUAAUCGCUGCAGAGGCUGUGACCUGCCUGGUCAUCGACAGAGACUCUUUCAAGCAUUUGAUUGGAGGACUGGAUGACGUGUCUAAUAAAGCCUAUGAGGACGCAGAAGCUAAAGCAAAAUACGAAGCCGAAGCCGCUUUCUUCGCCAACCUGAAGCUGUCUGACUUCAACAUCAUCGACACCCUUGGAGUCGGGGGCUUCGGACGAGUGGAGCUGGUCCAGCUGAAAAGCGAGGAGUCCAAGACGUUUGCCAUGAAGAUUCUCAAGAAACGCCACAUCGUGGACACCAGACAACAGGAGCACAUUCGCUCGGAGAAGCAGAUCAUGCAGGGGGCUCAUUCCGACUUCAUAGUGAGACUGUACAGGACAUUCAAGGACAGCAAAUAUUUGUAUAUGUUGAUGGAAGUGUGCCUAGGUGGAGAGCUCUGGACCAUUCUCAGGGAUAGAGGUUCGUUUGAAGAUUCUACGACCAGAUUCUACACCGCGUGUGUGGUGGAAGCCUUCGCCUAUCUGCAUUCCAAAGGAAUCAUUUACAGGGACCUCAAGCCAGAAAAUCUCAUCCUGGAUCACCGAGGCUACACCAAACUGGUUGAUUUUGGCUUUGCAAAGAAAAUAGGAUUUGGAAAGAAAACAUGGACUUUUUGUGGGACUCCAGAGUACGUGGCUCCAGAGAUCAUCCUGAACAAAGGCCAUGACAUUUCAGCCGACUACUGGUCACUGGGAAUCCUAAUGUAUGAACUUCUGACUGGCAGCCCGCCAUUCUCAGGCCCAGACCCUAUGAAAACCUAUAACAUCAUACUGAGGGGGAUUGACAUGAUAGAAUUUCCAAAGAAGAUUGUCAAAAAUGCUGCUAAUUUAAUUAAAAAACUAUGCAGGGAUAACCCAUCGGAAAGACUAGGCAAUUUGAAAAAUGGCGUCAAAGACAUUCAAAAGCACAAAUGGUUUGAGGGCUUUAACUGGGAAGGCUUAAGAAAAGGCACCUUGACACCUCCUAUAAUACCAAGUGUUGCAUCACCCACAGACACAAGCAAUUUUGACAGUUUCCCUGAGGACAGUGAUGAACCACCACCUGAUGACAACUCGGGCUGGGACAUAGACUUCUAAUGUGUUUCUCUUACCUGCUUCUGCCUUGCUGAAGUCAGCUUUCUCUGAGACACGGCUGACAGCAAACCUGAGGGACGGAGAGAAGAUCAGUGCUCGGGGUCACCAUGAUGCCUUUGAUCGAUGCUGCUCCAGUAACUACAGUGGCAUGAGGACUUCUUGCUUAGACGACAGUAGUGCUCUUUACAUGUUUUCUGUUUGAUCCUAAAAAUAGCCGUUGACAUGGUGGUCCUGAAGCAAAGCCCUUCGCCCGUAAAGAGAGGUUUCCUGUCGUUGCAAUGAUCUUGCUUUGCUCGGACUGUAAUUUGAAAGACUGUAAGAAAUACUUCAACCUAGAAAAAGAGUCCGUACCUUGCUAGAAUGGCCAAGAUCAAAAAAUAAUGUAUGGGGUACGAUGGGUUGCCGUGGUACCAAAACGGGGCUCUUCCUUUCCUUCAAGGGAGGCCGUGGGAGCUAUUAGCACAAGCCGGUGUCUAUACCAUACGGAAGAGGGCCACGCAUCUAUGGGUCACGGCGUUCAUGUCAAACCAGUGCUAGAAGUUUCUUGAUUUUGUUUCCCAACAGUGCUGAUGACGAGGCUGAAUGUUACCUUUCCUUUCUGACAGAUUUUAAAAAUUGAUACAAUCAAAGCACAACUGCUAUGAAGCCUCACGGCGGGUAUAUAUGCGUUUUCACGGAGGAUUGAAAAAAAAAAAAAAACCAACCUGCA
This is a messenger RNA of Lynx canadensis (Canada lynx), 3013 nucleotides long. RefSeq names its product protein kinase cGMP-dependent 1 (gene PRKG1). Lineage: Eukaryota; Metazoa; Chordata; Mammalia; Carnivora; Felidae. Gene Ontology annotation, molecular function: cGMP-dependent protein kinase activity; ATP binding. The transcript is spliced from 18 exons. The record is from RefSeq and is a predicted model, not a curated record. Gene Ontology annotation, biological process: protein phosphorylation. The coding region runs from base 247 to 2307 and encodes 686 amino acids.